AGAAGUUUUCCUGGCUGUGUGUUUGUAGAUCGACAGCACAAAGCUCUCGGAUCGCAUUCACCAUGUCCGUGUGUCCUCUCCGGACUCAUAUCUCUGGGUUAUGUUUUUAAAGAGAUCUCUGGGGUGGAAAUAAACCUGUCUGGAUGAAACUGAUGAAGAGGCGACCUACUGGAUGAAGAGGAGGAGCCGCACACACGUUCACACAAACACACGGACACAAGCGAGCAGACACGUUUAUUAACUUAUGAAAGAUGAGAAGCUUCAUUCAGCACAACACGCACAAAUCAAGGUGCUAGAUGGUGGUUGCGAAGGCAGUACGUAAUGCUGAAGGGGCUCGUCCUGAGUCAGAAUGAGUGUCAAAGAUGGCGAUGGGACGACUAGCCAAGAUGGAAAGGCCUACGAACUUCAGAUAUACCCCCGACUGGCUCGAGAGACGGCGUCGUGCUGUACAGUCAGAGUCACCAAGGAGGCCACCGCUGCUACCGUCAUCCAAGAUGUGGCGACGGUCCUCGGACUGGACGCCAGCAAGCGAUAUGUCUUGGCGGAGGUGAAGGAGUGUGGCGGGGAGGAGUGGGUGCUGGAGUCGACCGAUCUUCCGGUGCACAGGGUCCUUCUCUGGCCGAGGAAAGCCCAAGAACAGCAUUCUCGGAACGAAGGGUUUUACUUUCUCCUGCAGGAGAGGAACUGUGAUGGCUCCAUCUGCUACGUGCACCUGCCCGCCGUGGCAAACGAGCAGGAGUCCAAGCGACUGGUGGCUCGGGGUUUCCUCCCACCAAAGCAGGAGGACUUUGAGGACCUUUGCAACCUUCCGGUCCUCAAUGAGGACAGCAUCUUGGAUAACCUUCGCAAUCGCUUUCAAAAGAAGAAGAUCUACACGUACGCUGGCAGCAUUCUCGUUGCCAUCAACCCCUUUAAGUUCUUACCCAUUUACAACCCCAAAUACGUCAAAAUGUACGAAAACCACCAGUUGGGCAAGCUGGAACCCCAUAUUUUCGCCAUUGCCGAUGUGGCCUACUAUGCCAUGUUGCGCAAGCACGUCAACCAGUGUAUCGUUAUCUCAGGAGAGAGUGGAUCGGGCAAAACGCAAAGCACUAACUUCCUCAUUCACUGCUUGACGGCCCUCAGUCAGAAGGGUUACGCAAGCGGCGUGGAACGAACCAUCUUGGGUGCAGGACCUGUGCUUGAGGCAUUUGGAAACGCCAAGACGGCCCACAACAACAACUCCAGCCGGUUCGGAAAGUUCAUCCAGGUCAAUUACCUGGAGAGCGGAGUGGUGCGAGGGGCUGUGGUGGAGAAAUAUCUGCUGGAGAAAUCCCGCUUGGUCUCCCGAGAGAAGAACGAGAGGAACUAUCAUGUGUUCUACUAUCUGCUGGUGGGCGCGUCGGAGGACGAGCGGCGAGAGUUCAAGCUCCUGCAGCCUGAAGAAUACUUCUACCUCAAACAGCAAAACUUCGCGAUGGAAGAUGCGGAUGACCUCCGGCACGACUUCGAGCGUCUCCAGCAGGCCAUGGAGAUGGUGGGCUUCCUGCCCGCCACCAAAAGACAGAUAUUCUCGGUGCUGUCGGCCAUCUUGUACCUGGGUAACGUGACGUACAGUCAGAAGUCGUCGGGUCGAGAGGAGGGGCUGGACGUCGGGCCGCCGGAGGUGCUUUCCACACUCUCAGACCUGCUCAAGGUGAAGGAGGAGCUGCUGGUGGAGGCUCUGACCAAGAGGAAAACGGUGACGGUAAACGAUAAGCUGAUUCUGCCCUACAGCCACAGCGAGGCGAUCACGGCGCGGGACUCCAUGGCCAAGUCCCUGUACAGCGCUCUGUUCGACUGGAUCGUCCUGCGGAUCAAUCACGCGCUGCUCAACAAGAAGGACAUGGAGGAGUCUGUUUCGUGUUUGUCUAUCGGUGUGCUCGAUAUCUUCGGCUUCGAAGACUUCGAGACCAACAGCUUUGAACAAUUCUGCAUCAACUACGCCAACGAGCAGCUUCAGUAUUACUUCAACCAGCACAUCUUUAAACUUGAACAGGAGGAGUAUCAGUCCGAGGGCAUCACCUGGCACAACAUCGACUACACCGAUAAUGUGGGCUGCAUCCACCUCAUCAGCAAGAAGCCCACGGGACUCCUCUAUUUACUGGACGAGGAGAGCAACUUUCCUCACGCCACCGAUAAAACCUUGCUGGCCAAGUUCAAACAGCAGCACCAGCAGAAUCUGUACUUUGUGGCGACUCCGGUGAUGGAACCGGCUUUCGUCAUCCUCCAUUUUGCUGGGAAGGUCAAAUACCAGAUUAAGGAUUUCCGUGAGAAGAACACGGAUCACAUGCGUCCGGAUAUCGUGGCCCUGUUGCGGAGCAGUGACCGAGCGUACGUCCGGCAGCUGAUCGGGAUGGAUCCGGUGGCCAUGUUCCGGUGGGGGAUCCUCCGUGCCAGCGUCCGCGCACUGGCCGCCUUCAACGAGGCCGGACGCCGCUGGGCAGCCAAAACUGCGGGUGUGGUCAGACCAAACUCCAGAGUUCCUCUAGGAGAGCUGCAGAGAUCCAACGUGCCCAUCGAGAGGAUGUAUCGGGACAUGCAUGCCCAAAUCAUCAACUCCAUUAAGGACUUGCAGUUGGAUGGGGAAGAUCCACGCAAGCUGCUUCAGUCCUGGGGUCGUCUACGGUUCCCGCGUCACGUCCUCCAGAAAAGCAAGAACACCAAGACCAAGCAACUCAUUCCCAAGAGCCUGUUGGACUCUCGUUCGCUGAAGUUCAUCGUGGGCCUCCAUGACCGCACCACCAAGUCUUUGCUUCAUCUGCACAAGAAGAAACGUCCUCCCAGCAUCAGCGCCCAGUUUCAAACAUCUCUUAGUAAACUUCUGGAAACGUUGGGGAAGGCUGAACCAUUCUUCAUUCGAUGCCUCCGCUCCAAUGCUGAAAAGAGGGAAAUGUGUUUUGAUGAGGCGCUCAUUGUGCAGCAACUGCGGUACACAGGCAUGUUGGAAACAGUGCGCAUCCGACGGUCAGGUUAUGGAGCCAAAUACACCUUUCAGGAGUUUACUGAACAAUUUCGUGUAUUGCUGCCAAAGAACGCUACGUCCCUGGAGGAAAUAUCAUCUCUACUGCACAAGCUUGGUUUUGACCACACUACCUACCAGAUUGGAAGAACCAAAGUGUAUCUCAAAGAGCUUGAAAGGCAAAAGCUUCAGGACAUCCUGCACAAGGAUGUCAUGCACAAAAUAAUUUUCUUGCAGCGCUGGUUUAGAGGCAAAAUUGAGAGGAUGGACUUUAUUAGAAUGAGAGAGGCGGCCAUCGUGAUCCAGCGCUCGUGGCGUAGGCUCCGCAAAGAGAAGUUCUACCAAGCCGUGGUUCUGAUCCAGACAGCAUGGCGGGGUUCCAAACAAAGAGCCGAAUAUCGAAAAACACGAGCCUCCAUCACAAAGAUACAGGCACUCGCAAGGGGGCAAUCUGCUCGCAAACGGUACUACUUCCUAAAGGAAGAGAAAAGGAAGCGAGAGGAAGAGGAAGCUCGGAGGAGAAAAGAGGAGGAGGAGGAAGCAGCUCGACGAGCCAAGGAAGCGGAAGAGGCUCUUAGGCGAGCUAAAGAAGUUGAGGAGGCGGCCAGGCGACUCAAAGAGGAAGAAGAGGCUGCCAGGAAAGCUAAAGAGGAAGAGGAAGCUGCUAGAAGACAGAAUGAGGAAAGAGAAGCUCGGCUUGCUUUGGAGGCUGAGCGGCAGGAGAAGACGUCACUACCACAACCAACAGUUCCAACAUCAGGAAAGGAGCCUGGUGAUGAGAAGACACUAGUCCUGGGGCCCAAUACGGAUCCUGUGGACGUUGAGAUUGAAGGGAAGGGCAAGGCCCAUGUUGGUGAUGUUUCUGUCCCAAAAAAGCUAAAUGAUUCUGAGAAGAUCCUUCAAGUGGAGGCUGGUCCUCCUAUAGAGGUCAAGGAGCAACCGAAGCAAACUGAGACAGAAUUGCCCGCACUUCCCAGAGAUGAAAGGACACAAGGUAAACCCAUGUCUCCCGAAACCCCGACUGGACAGAUCCAAAACAGAGCUCCUCAGCUUUCCAAACUGCCAGUAUCCAGAAGUCAGGAAAAACGGGAGCUGAGGAGACAACGUGGCCUUGAGCAUAGCCAGAGAGAAAGUGAACGGGCGGCUUCGGCCUGGAAAGACGACGCUCCUUCCAAGAGCAAAACUCUAGAGAGUCCAGGAAAAGCUGAAGGCAAGUUGAAGGAGCGGUCUGACAGCAAAGAGUUGGAUCAGUACACCUUUGUGGCUUGGAAAGGGGAAAAGAGCAAAAGGGAUGCCAAAGAUGUCCCACCCGAACUUGUUCGGCCCUCCACCUUACCCUUGGAUAUCCCUACUUCCGGGCCUGGAAGAAAUGGCUACAGCGACCCUGCUCAACCUCCUCUUGCCAAAGAAGAGGCCAACCGGAGAAAGGAACCAUCGAGAAGCAACACUCAGCCAGAAAACCUCAUCAUGGCAGGACCCCGCAGUCUGGAGGAGAGGAACAUCAAAUCUCUCCAGAAUCGCGGGAUCUCUAUGUCGCUAGAUGAUGUCUCCAAAAUUGGUUCAGGUGGCUCAUCACAGGGAAAAGCUCGUCCAAGACGCAGGCCUCGGCUCGCCCUUGCACGUAUAUGUUUGCCCAUUAAAAGUGUUGAAAUGGAGGAUGCAGAGUACUGGACUUAUCCUUUGCCCCCUAUGAGUCCAUUUGAGACACAGUACAGCACUGGUGCUGGUCCUGAUAGCACAAAGGUCAACACGUUGAAGGAAAAAGUUCACGACAGCCACAGCCUGCAAGAAGUGUCGCCUCUCCAGCCAUCGACCCCAGAGAGGACAACAGGGUUUUUCAGAAAGAUCCUGAAGAAGCGUCCGCAUAAAGAAGCUCAGACCCCAGAAGAUGGAGACCUGAGCGUGGCUUCCUUUUUGGAUCAAAGAGAAGCCACUUCUCCAUCACGCUCACAAAAUUCAAAGACUCAUCCGGGACGGCUAGGUCGGACGCCCAGCAUCAUGAUCAGUCACUCGACGACUCGGGCCUCAGAGCAGUGGAACGCCUCGCUAAACCGUGUGAUCACCAACACCAAUGAGCUACGCAACCUCGAUGAGUUUCUAGGCAAUCAGGUGAAUGACCUGCGCUCACGGGGAAAACAGCUUUCAGGAACGGAGCACAUCUUCAUUACAGCCACUGUGCAGUUCAGAGAAAACAUCAAGGGGAUGUACUCAAUCUCUAAAUCACAAAUCGGGUAUAAGGCUUUGAUGAACUGCUACCAGAAUAAAGUGAUCAGUCUGGCUGGAGAUAAGCAGAAGGGUGAGGUACCGCUGGUGGUCAAUCUCUUCCAGUCAGUUCUGGACGGCUUCAUCAGAGCCGAAAUCAAAAAAGAAGAGGCCGAACCAGCCAAGCCCCCCAAAAGUCGUAAGAUGAGAAGGAAGAAGUCUAAAAGCUUGGAGAAUCCAUUGGACCAUGUGUUUACAAACUACCAAGUCAACAUCAUUCAGUCAUGUGAUCAGUGCACCUCAUACAUCUGGGGUAUGGAGAAGGCCUACAUGUGCAGUUAUUGUAAAAUGGUUUGCCAUAAGAAGUGCAUUAGUAAAAUCGUCAUAGACUGCUCUACGUUCUCCUCCAAGAAGUGUGAUGAUGAGCCUGGAUCACAACACUUUGGUGUGCGCGUGUGCCACCUGGUCAAUAGCAAGACCCCUGUGCCAGUGGUUCUGGAGAUAAUGAUGGAGCACGUGGAAAUGAACGGCCUGUACACGGAGGGCAUUUAUAGGAAGUCCGGCUCAGCUAAUCGCAUGAAGGAGCUACACCAGCUGUUGGAAGCAGGUCCAGAGAAUGUUUGUCUGGAGGAUUACCCCAUCCAUGCCGUCACUGGCUUGGUCAAACAGUGGCUGAGGGAGUUGCCCGAACCUCUCUUGACCUUCACGCACUACAAUGACUUCCUUCGUGCCAUAGAACUGCCUGAGAAGCUAGAGCAAUUGCAAGCCAUCUACAAAGUUUUGGAACAGCUUCCAACGGCAAACUUCAACACCUUAGAGAGACUCAUUUUCCACCUGGUCAGGGUCGCGAAGGAGGAGAAGAGCAAUCGGAUGACGCCAAACUCUCUGGCCAUUGUUUUUGCCCCCUGCAUUCUCCGCUGCCCGGACAGCGCCGACCCGCUCAUGAGCAUGAAGGACGUCGCCAAAACCACCACUUGUGUGGAGUUGAUACUUCAGGAACAGAUCCGGAGAUACAACGAUAAAAUGGAGGAGAUCGAGCAGCUGGAAUACGCUGAGGCAUUGGCUGUCAAUCAGCUCAAGCUAAAAAGACAAAACACGUGCUGGCAUUUACCUCUCAGAUUUAUCACUCCUUACAAAGAAUUGGCGGUUCGGGAGAAGCCAGCUUCCGACCUUUGCGUCGUACCCGAGAACGAGCCCCUGGAUUCAGACACGGAAGCUGAGCGAAGCCUGAUGGAAAGGAUCAAGUCCAUCAAGCAAGAAAAAGAGGAACUGGCCUGCAGGCUACCUGAACUGGACCAGCCCGGUUCUGACCAGGAGAACCUUGACUCGGAGGCGUCAGUCAGCUCUGAGAGUCUCCUGGACGAGCGAGCCGUUUGUUCGGACACGGAAGGACAACCAAUGAUAGUGCCAAGAUUUUCCAAACCAGCUUGCCUUCCUAAGUCUGUCGUCCUGGCCCAGGGAAGCAGCACACGGGCUGACGCCUCCUCUCUUCCUUCACUGUCUUCUCCCAGGCUUCAGCUCCAGCGUCGCCACCCUAUCAUCCCGGGAACGGUCAAACUUCCCCCAGGAGUCCUGUGCCACCCGGCUGUACGGUCUCUCCCUCCCCGAAAAUCCCUGUCGCUCACCCUCUUCCAGCGGCGCGAGAAUCCCGGCCGUCGCAAAGACAGCAUCCAGUCCCUCUACAUCACGGCAGGAGCAGAUCUCCUCUUCCCGUCCGAGUCCGAGUCCUCAGACACCUCCAGCGCACAGGAGCUCCAGACCUCCUCCCGGCGAUUCUCCGACCCGGACCUUGCUUUCGUAAACGACGCGGUUUGAGUCGCAAAGCUCGGUUGUCGCCAUUGGCGGUGACUGAUAAAGAGAGUUAUCUCACCUAGCACUUUUCCAUACUAAUAAUAUAUUGGAUUUUAAGAGACUUUUUUUAAGACUCGGAUUCGUGCCGCACACAAACGUUGACGUGACGUUGAUUAUUUUUUAUUUUAUUUUUAGCAGUCCUGCACCUUUUUGUGUCCUUAACGAACGGGACAAAUUAAUUCAACCAUGAGGAACAAUGUCGCCCUGAUGUUUGGUUCAUCUAACCUGUAGAUCCUCCCUAAAGUUCUGCACAAACACUCAAUGGACAAGUUUUGACUGGAGAGGGAACGAUGCAGCACUAGACACUUUCCUCUUGGACCGGAACGCAAUUUCCCGAAAUAACUCGAAACUCUUUUUUUCUUUAAAUUCCGAUAACGAGACACUUUGGAUCUUGCGUGGAUGUCUAUUCAGAAUAGCUUUGUGUAGGACUAAAGUGGCCAAGCCAUUACGUUUAAUGCUAAAGUCAAGCGAUACGUCUGUUGUUGAAUGUUGUCAUGAUUGAAAAGUAUGGAACGAAUGCCGGCUGGAUGUUUAUGAUGCCUAUGCCCGAAUGUGCCUAUUAGUGUCUCUGAGUCCUCGGUGAUGCUUUACGCAUUUAUUGGAGAAAUGAAACUAAUUAUUUUCUUACAAUACAAUUUGUAAUGGCCGCAAA
Molecule: messenger RNA, 7685 nt
Organism: Pimephales promelas (fathead minnow)
Lineage: Eukaryota; Metazoa; Chordata; Actinopteri; Cypriniformes; Leuciscidae
Gene: myo9bl
Product: myosin IXb-like
Biological process (GO): intracellular signal transduction; lamellipodium morphogenesis; actin filament-based movement
Cellular component (GO): lamellipodium; ruffle; myosin complex
Molecular function (GO): microfilament motor activity; ATP hydrolysis activity; GTPase activator activity
Source: RefSeq, a predicted model, not a curated record